AAUUCCCCACGGCGGCGUCGCCUCGCCUCGCCGGCGAUGAAGCUCUCCGCUACCUUCCGAUCCGCGAAGAUCCCCCGCGCCUUUCCUCCCAAAUCCGGCAAGGCCGCCGCUGCAGCCUCGGCCUCCUGCUCGUCCGGUGCUCCGUCGGAGGAUGUUGCCAAGGGGAAGGCGGCCGCGAGGUGGUGCGUCUACCUCAUCGCCUCCUACCGGAUACCCCGCACCUACGUCGGCGUCACCACCGAUUUCCCUCGACGCCUGAGACAGCAUAAUGGUGAGUUAAAAGGUGGUGCCAAAGCUUCCUCUGCUGGAAGGCCAUGGAAUCUCGCAUGCCUUAUUGAAGGCUUUGUCAACAGAAGUGAAGCCUGUGAAUUCGAAUCAAAAUGGAAGAACAUAUCCCGAAAAAUGGCACGCAAAAGGGGUGAACCUAGCAUGACCUCGUUGCUGCAGCAUCGAGAUAUGGCAUUGAGCAGAGUGAAAACCGAUCUGGCUUGUAGCCAUCUGAAAAUCACAUGGAACUCAAGUUGAAGUUAUUUUUCUAAUGGCGGUCUGUACAUGUAUUUGAAACUGCAAAAUGUCACCUGUUACUUUGAAGUUUGUUAGAAAAAUCACAUGUUUUCCUGCUCUUCAACACUAUUUUAUGGCAGAAUGAUGAAACUGCUUGUUGUAUUUGUUUAUUUAAGACAUGAAGACCUUGAAAAUUAAGUGGCUCGGUGAUUGCAAACUUUUUCUUUA
Molecule: messenger RNA, 732 nt
Organism: Oryza brachyantha (malo sina)
Lineage: Eukaryota; Viridiplantae; Streptophyta; Magnoliopsida; Poales; Poaceae
Product: structure-specific endonuclease subunit slx1-like
Exons: 3
Coding region: 37-525 (162 amino acids)
Biological process (GO): double-strand break repair via homologous recombination
Cellular component (GO): Slx1-Slx4 complex
Molecular function (GO): crossover junction DNA endonuclease activity; 5'-flap endonuclease activity
Source: RefSeq, a predicted model, not a curated record